Molecule: messenger RNA, 5253 nt
Organism: Pristis pectinata (smalltooth sawfish)
Lineage: Eukaryota; Metazoa; Chordata; Chondrichthyes; Rhinopristiformes; Pristidae
Gene: aasdhppt
Product: aminoadipate-semialdehyde dehydrogenase-phosphopantetheinyl transferase
Exons: 6
Coding region: 102-1034 (310 amino acids)
Cellular component (GO): cytosol
Molecular function (GO): magnesium ion binding; holo-[acyl-carrier-protein] synthase activity
Source: RefSeq, a predicted model, not a curated record
CAAAGGUCGGAGGGUGAACCCGGAGCGGUGCUGGAGCAGGUUGCGGGGUUACCGGGCAAUGGCUGGCUUCUCCUCUCAGCGAGGUCCUAUGCCUAAGGGGCAUGAGAUUGUGUAGGGAGGCGGCGUGGCUCAGCUCGAAGAUGGAGCGGGUACGCUGGGCUUUCGGCUCUGGCUCCUGGCAGCCCCGCUGCUCCGAGUGGUUGCUGUCGGCUCGCUGUGUGCAGGACGAGGAGAGGGAGCGCAUCGGCAAAUUUGUCUUCGCCAGAGACGCCAGGGCCGCCAUGAGUGGAAGACUCCUGAUCAGGAAAUUAAUUGCUGAAAAGCUGAAGAUUCCUUGGAAUGAAAUCCAGCUAAAACGGACAACUAAAGGAAAACCAUUUCUAGCCCAUCCUGUCCUUGACAUGAUCCCAAAUUUUAACUUCAAUAUUUCACAUCAAGGAGAUUACACUGUUCUGGCAGCAGAGCCUGUUUUGCAGGUUGGUAUAGAUAUCAUGAAGACUAACUUUCCAGGUAGCACCUCUGUUACAAAGUUUUUCCGAAUUAUGAACAGACAAUUCACAGAUCUCGAAUGGAAUACCAUCAAUAUGGCAGGUGAUGAAUGGUCACAAUUGGACAUGUUUUACAGGCACUGGGCUUUGAAAGAAAGCUUUAUAAAGGCAGUUGGAGUUGGAGUUGCAUUUGAUCUGCAGAGGAUUGAGUUCCAUGUCUCACCUUUACAUUUGGAAGGUGGCCAGAUUUAUAAGGAGACAAUAAUGUUUUUGGAUGGAGAACAGGAAGAAGCCUGGGCAUUUGAGGAAACUAUGCUGGACGAUAGUCAUCAUGUUGCUGUUGCACUUGGCAAACAAAACACCAUUGACAAAUGCCCUGUACAGGUACAAGAGAAUAUUAAUCAGGAACUAUCCCAGUUCACAUUCUUGACAUAUCAGGAGCUAAUCUCAUCAGCUAUUACUAUGGCUCCAGAAGAUCCUGUGUACUGGGAGAACUUUAAAGCCAAAGAAGAAAAACCAAGUCGCCAGUGUCGGAUGCCAGUAUAGCUAAUUACUACAAGAAAUAGUAUGUGAAACCUAGGUACUGAUUAUCACAGAACUUGAACAAUGGAUGGAGGCACUACAGAUCAAUUCUUCUCUUUAUCUCGGAGUGGAAAAGAGAGAGAGAGAGAAACCAAGUACUGUACCGAAUCACUGAUGUGCACUUCUGGUUUCGUCAAGUCAUUGGUUUUGAAUUGCUGACUCGUAACUAAAUAUUUGACAGUGACACGUUGAUGGCUUUUUUCUUGAAAGCACAUAUUAUGCUUUUGCAGUCAAUAUCAAGUCUAUCACAACAGCAUAAAUACGUACAAGUAAAUUAUCAUUUCUUAUGAUUCAUGAAGGAAUCCACAGUACUGUAACAUACCAGUUAAGCCUCCAAGGUUUUAAGGUAUGUUCUGAACAAUAUUUUUACUUCAGGUAGCAAAUGUUUCGAUAAAAAUUCCUCUGAAUUUUAGACUAAAGGCAGGAGUGAGUGAUAAAGGUGCCACGCAAGGUAUUAUUAAACAAAGUUAGAGUGCAUGGUAUUAGGGAUAAUAUCCUGACAAAGACUAAUUAACAGAAUAGGAAUAAAUGAGUCAUUUUAAGGUUAGAAGGCUGUGACCAUCAGGGCGCUGUGGCCCAAGCUGUCCCAAUCUAGAUAAAUGAAACAAUUGUUAAAUAUCCAUGUUAACUGAUACAAAGCCAGAUGGUGGUGUGGGGAGAAUGCAGAGAGGCUUCAGGGAGAUGUAGACAGGCUAAAUGAAUAGACAAGGACAUGGGAGAUAAAAAGUAAAAUGUGAGGUUACCCACAUUAGUAGAAAAACAGGUAGGGUUUUCUUUUUAAAUGUGAGAGAUUGAAAGGUGCUGGUUUGCAAGGAUAAGGUCCUUCGUCACAAAUCACUGAAAAUUAAAGUGCAGGUUCAGCAAGUAGUACGAAGGCAAAUGGUACAUUGGCCUUAUUGCAAGCGGAUCGGAGUAAAAGAGUAGAGAUGUCUUGUUCCAAUCAUAAAGAGCCCUAGUGAGACCACAUCUGUAAUAUUCUGUACAGGUCUGGGCUGCCUUCCCAAGGAAGGAUAUACUUACAAUAGAGGGAGCGCAGCAAAAGUUUGCCAGAUUGCUGGAAUAGCAGGUUUUUGAUAGGAGGAGAGAUUACAUAGACAAGGCCUUUACUGACUUGAGUUUAGAGGAAUGAAAGGUGAUCUCAUUGAGGGACAAAAUUCCAAGGGGGCUUGACAGAUGUAUUCUUUCCCUUGGCUUGAUUAUCUGGAACCAGGGGUCAUAGUCUCAAAAUAAGGUGUUGGCCACUCAGGGGAGAAAUAAGAAAUUUCUUCAGAGGGUGGUGAAUCUUUGGAAUUAAAUGUACAAGAGGGGUGUGGAGAUUCUUUCACUGAGUAUGCAUCAGACAGAGAUCAAUAGAUUUUUAAGACAAUUAUUAAGGGAAUCAACAGAAACGGCAUUAAUGCAGGAAAAUGGUCCUGAGAUAAAAAGAUCAGCUGCGAAUUCAUUUAAAAGAUGGAGCAGGCUGAAUGGUCUACUCCUGCUGCUUUUUUUUUAAAUGUUCUAACAUUUGUUCCCACAAACUUAGUUACCAUGUUCACAUUCUCCUCUCCCCAACAGAGAAAAUGGCUUGGAUGUUACUGGCGGUUUUUGGUAGUUCUGUGUACGACAACUUAAGGACUGCCAUGUGAAUCUUGAACUUACUGCCCAGACUUCAACCAGCAAUUUCCCAACUGUGCAACAUUUCUGGAGUUCACAUAAUUAUAGUUUUAGUGUCUCUUAAUUAAAAUUUUGAGGUGUUUUCAUUUUUAACAUGUUAAUUUCUUUAACAUUUUACUUCAUUUCUAUGGUUUUUAAAUGCCUCUAAAUGUCAGGGGCUUUCAGAAGCAUUGUGGAAUCUUCCUGAAUUUGCAGUCUGUCAAGGAUUCUGGAGGACACAGCUCAUCACCUAAGCAGCAAAUGCAGCUAGGAGGCCCCACUCAGCGAAGUCCAGACCAAUAACUUCUUAUGGACUUGGACUACAUUGAUGCAAAACUUUUCAAUCAAUCUGACUGCACAUAUGCAACUUCUGCACAAGCACAGUAGGCAAUUUUUUUGAAUUGUUUACCCUUGCAACAGUUGUGGUUUCAGUCCUUAUGGUACUGCUUGUUCCCAGGGCAGCUAAAUAUUAUACUAACAUUCCAGUCUAUGAAUCUGUGGGCAAUGAGUAAGAGAAUAUUCCUUGGCUUCUUAAUUCCAGCCAACUUUUUAACUGAUUUGUAAUUUUCAUAUUUAAUUAUUUUUCUUACUAUCCCUUUAACAUACACUCACUGCUUCAUAAUUGAUCAUUUCCCUGCCAUUUUCACAGUGCCCACUUCAUUUCCUUUGAAUAACUUCUAAAUGUUUCAUAAAUGUAACGCAAGGGCACAAUCCUGCCCUACCCCAACUGACAGCAACUAGUUUUGCUUUUGCUGUUCACCCAAACCUGUAUCUGAGUAAUUGGAAUUUCCACUAACAUUUUAGGUUUUCUCCCAAAUGCAUUAAGCCAAACCACUGGCAGACUCAAUAUAGUCUUUUUCCCAGAGAGAGGGUGCUAAAAACAAGAGGGCAUAGGUUUAAGAUCAGAGGCGAGAGAUUUAAAAGGGACAUCAGGGACAGCUUCUUCACACAAAGGGUGGUGCAUAUUUGGAAUGAGCUGCCAGAAAUAGUUGAAGCAGGCACAUUAGCAAUAUUUACAAGCCAUCUAGAUGAAGUAAAUGGAUAGGAGAGGUUUAGAGGGCUAUGGGUCAAAUGCAGGCAGAUGGGACUAGCUCGCUGGACAACACAAUCAGCAUGGAGGAGUUGGGCCAAGUGGGCCUGUUGUCAUGCUGUAUGAAUCUGUGACUUAGUGCCGCCAGGUUCAGUUCCCCUUCAGAAGUGAACUUGCUAGCAUGAAGAAGGUGGACUCCUUAUUGAGUGCAAGCUUGCUGCAAUUGCCUGAUAUUUAAGCUGACAAAUCUGCCAGCUGGGUCUGUGUCACAUGCAUUCUGGGAUAGAAAUAGUGAAUACAUUCAUUUCACUGGAGAGGAAUGGCUGUGAGGGACAAGGGCAAGUAUUAAUUUACAAUUUUUAGCUUAAGUUUACUUAAAACAAUUAGAAAGUUUUGAGCAACAAACAAUCGGCUGGGAAACUCAGCGGGUUGAGCAGCAUCUGUGAGAAGAAGGGAGCUGUCAAUGUUUCAGGUUGAAACCCUGCACCAUUCCUUUCCUCCCACAGAUGCUGCUCAACCCACUGAGUUCCUCCAGCAGGUUAUUGCUCCAGAAUCCAGCAUCUGCAGUCUUGUCUCUCGAGAAAGUUUUGAGUUAUAUCUAUGUAUUCAGAAGUUCAGAAGCAUUCAAAAUUCUUGAUAGGUUUGACUAAUUAGUUUCAAAGCUGAUCAGUUAAUUCUCUAUAUACCAAGUACAUUUGGUUUUUAAUAAUACAGCCAUAUCCCCAGUACAAUUGCAGUUUACCUGCAGAGAAAAAUUUAUCCAGGCCACAUGUGAAGACUUGAUGCAGACUAUUAGAGUAUUCCUCUGCAACAAUCUUGAAGUAAUGUCAUGCAUAGAUGUCAGCAUCUUGUUAUGGAGGAUUAGUUCAAUCUCAAUACAUGUAAAAAGUAUAGAUACCCAUGAGUUUUCCAGCUAAUAAUUCGUGGAAAGCCCAGAACCAAACUGUAAAUUUAACAAAAGCUUAAAAGGACAAGGUGGAAAAAAAAUCUAUACAUCAUGGGCAGACGUCUUAUUUUAAUUCAAUUAUUUAUUUAUCUCUGCUCUAAUUUGCAAGUUCUAAUACCUCUACCCUCAGGAAUUUCAAAGCAAUCAAUGAAACUCAAUCAAAUAAUGUUUUUAUAGCCCUUAAUUUCUUAGCUAAUUUCAAAUAAACCACAAAUGUGCAUGAACAUCGUUUUAAUAAAGUUAAUAGUUCUGUAUUCCUCGAAUAAGACUUGAUUAUCAGAGUCAAUAUGUUGAACUGUUGAGAGGGAUGAAUGGAUUAUUGCUGUUCUGCUUUAUUUUUAUCCAAAUUAGUCCUUUAUUUGCAUUAACCCUUUGCAUAAUGAGCAUCUCUACAAAGUUAAAUAAAUGGAACUUUAGUAAAACACCAAAUAAAUAGCAUGUUAUUUUUACUAACAUAUUUUAUCGUUUCUAUAUAUCACAAAGCAAUAAAUGACUAAUGUUGUGACUGCCCAUGUUGCAGCUUCUUAAUAGCUUGUACCUGUCAAAUGAAUAUCACUCCUGAUUGACACGACGUG